Molecule: messenger RNA, 1441 nt
Organism: Paramecium pentaurelia
Lineage: Eukaryota; Ciliophora; Oligohymenophorea; Peniculida; Parameciidae
Source: the annotation of a GenBank genome assembly
AUGAUGGAAGAAAUGGAAUAUCUAAGAUUGCCUCCAAUAUUGGCAAAAUAAGUUUAACAUCCUGGUAAUUAUAAAAUUAAUAGUAGAGGAAUAUGUACGAAAAAAUGAUCCUAAAGAGCCAGUUAGAAGGAUUUUUAAAAAUGUUCCAAUAUCUUAAGAUGAACGCAAGUAAUUGCAAUAACUUAAAGAUAAUUUAGCAGCUUAUAAAAUUGAAAUAAAUCCUGAGUAUAAUAUUUUAUUAAUUAGCUCAUAAACAGAUGAAGUACUUUUACGUUAUCUAUAUGCAAAUACUUUUAAUAUUGAAAAUACUAAAGACAUGCUAAGAAGCCAUUUAGGUUGGUUAAGAGAACCUAAAAAUUAUGAAUUUGAUCAAGAUGUUUUAGAUAUUUAUGUAAUUUCAUUUAUAUAAAAGAAUAAAGGUAUUGUCUACAUUCUUGGACGAGAUAAAUAAUAUAGACCUACAUUGAUAAUUAAUUGUGAAUAAAUUACAACUGUUAAUAUGGAACUCUUAAAAAGGGCUAUUAGCAUUUUAUGUAUAAUAAUGGAAGAUUAUUGUUUUUAUGAUGGUAAAAUAGAAAAUUGGAAUAUUAUAAUCGAUCUUAAGGAGAAAUGUGUUCUAAAUGUUAAAUUAUAAGAGUAUUAUUCUUUAUUUUAAUUAAUGUAUUAAAAUUUUCCAUGCACAGUAGAUAAAAUAUUUAUAUUACAUCCUUCUUUAAGUAUAUAAUUGGGAUGGGCUGAAUUUUUGGAACAUAUUUAUAAUAAAAAGAAGAUAAUAAUAGUAUCUGAUAUUAAUUAAUUUAAAAAAUAUUAUGAACCUACAUAAUUAGAAAGGAAAUAUGGAGGUAGAAUUGAAAUAAAAAAAUAUUUUCCUCCUUUGAACACCAUACCAGAAGGAAAAUAAUUGACAGAACCUUUAAAACUUUUAGAAACAAUGAAUUAAUAAUAAUAAUAAUAGAUUUUAAUACAAACUAAACAAAGCAUUUAAGCUUAAAAUACUUUUUAAGAAACAGUGACAAAAUAAGUUUAACCAACAGAAACACUUAAAAUGACAAAAACAAAAAUAGAAAGAGAUUUCUCAGUUUAUCCGUAGCAAGAAAUUUAUGACUUUAAAGUUUAUAGGCCAACAGAAAUUUCAAAAGAACCUAUAAAAAAUAUAUCUAAAUAUAAUAGACUUACUUAAGCUGAAAUGAUGAAAAAAGAGUAUUAAUCUCAAGUUUAACAAACUAUACUUCAAUAAAAAUAAGCAGAAGUAAUGAAAAGCUAUAAAUACAAAUAAAGUUAAAUGAUUUUUGAAGGAAAUGAUUAAGAUGAAAUUUUAAGUGAGUAAAUUAGAACUUAAACUGUCAAACCUUAAUCAGUUUAAGGCUAACCUUAAAAUGCAAAAGGAAGGUUAACAGCUGAAUAAAUAGAAGAAGAUAAUGCAGCAUGCAUAAUAUUUUGA